UUUCAAACUGUAAAACUCAUUGAAGCACUCUCUUCCUCACCCUUUCUCUCUCAUUCCCUCAAUUACUUAGCCCAAUCCUAAUCCAAAUCAAAACCCUAAUUCGAAUUUCAAUUCCGAUUCUUACACUGUAAGUUUUAACCUCCGUCCAAUCUUUUUAUGUCGCAAGAGGAGUUAGCCAGGGAAGCUAUAAAACAAGCUCUGAAGGCGCUGAAGAAACGACAUUUACUCGAAGAAGGAACUCAUGCUCCUGCAUAUAUUGCUCUUUCCAGGCCCAUCAUCUCUCAGGGUUCAGAAUGGAAAGAGAGCUGAAAACUUGGAAGUGGAACUUCAACAAUGUUACAAAGCACAGUCUAGAUUGUCGGAGCAACUGGUGGUUGAGGUAGUUGAGUCUCGAGCUUUAAAAGCUUCUCUACAAGAGAAAGAAACAGCUAUUGCUAGAUUGGAGAAGGAAUUGACCCAAACCAGGGACGAGUGCUCUCAGUUAAAAACAGAUUUAGAAGAAAAGAUUAGAGCUUUGGAAUUGGUGAUGAUCGAGCACUAGGAACUCAAAGCUCAAUUAGAACAAGUGACUAUUAGAGUAAAAAAUUUAGAGGCUGAAAAUAAAAUGUUAGUUGAUCAUUGGAUGCUUCAAAAAAUGCAGGAUGCUGAACGGCUUAAUGAGAUAUGGUAUAUUGUUAUUAGAUAACAAGGUGUAUUUCGAUUGGUUGAAUUGGAGAAUGAUAAAUAGCUAGGUCCAUAUAUGUUUGAACUUUAAGCAUGUUGGGUUUAUGAUUCAUUAAGAGUUUUUUCAUGCAUACAAUGUAGCUAAGUCUGAACAUUAUCAAAUUGUCUCUGUUGGCAUUAUUUGUGACUUUCUCUUGGAUGGAAAGCGAAAAAUCUUACUAUAAUAAUCAACACU
Messenger RNA from Hibiscus syriacus, 898 nucleotides. Its product is annotated as autophagy-related protein 16-like. NCBI's taxonomy places the organism in Eukaryota, Viridiplantae, Streptophyta, Magnoliopsida, Malvales, Malvaceae. The record is from RefSeq and is a predicted model, not a curated record. The transcript is spliced from 4 exons. The coding region runs from base 242 to 541 and encodes 99 amino acids.